Messenger RNA from Patiria miniata (bat star), 2228 nucleotides. RefSeq names its product COP9 signalosome complex subunit 4-like (gene cops4). NCBI's taxonomy places the organism in Eukaryota, Metazoa, Echinodermata, Asteroidea, Valvatida, Asterinidae. The transcript has 10 exons. The coding region runs from base 34 to 1251 and encodes 405 amino acids. Gene Ontology annotation, cellular component: COP9 signalosome; cytosol. The record is from RefSeq and is a predicted model, not a curated record.
AGUUCGCGGAUGCAAAAUAAAACGUAAACCAAAAUGGCGGCGUCCAUCAAAAGGCAACUUUCCGCUCUUGUCAACACGGGAAGUGCACCAAAAGACCUCACGGAGAAGUAUCGGAAAAUUCUGACAGAUAUUAUGAAGCUGAAAGACACUGCUCUUGUUGAAGGACUGCAGGCAUUAAUUGAAGCUUUGGUAUAUGAGAGCGUUAGCCUGGUCAUCUCCAGACAGCUCCUGACGGAAGUCUCCAACCAGCUCGGGACUCUGUCCGAUGUCCUCUCCAAGAAAGUCUCGCAUUUCAUGAUCGAGAAGGUGCAGCCGAGGGUGGUUUCCUUUGAGGAACAGGUAGCCACUGUCAGACAGCAUCUGGCCGGCAUCUUUGAGAGGGAGCAGAGCUGGAGGGAUGCGGCCAAUAUACUCGUUGGUAUACCACUGGAAUCUGGACAAAAGCAGUACUCGGUUGACUAUAAAUUAGAGACGUACCUGAAGAUUGCUCGUCUGUAUCUUGAAGACGACGACCCUGUCAAUGCUGAGGCUUACAUCAAGCGAGCAUCGCUGCUUCAAGCUGAGUCCACCAAUGAACAGCUACACAUACAUUACAAGGUUUGCUAUGCCAGAGUGUUGGACUACCGGCGGAAGUUCAUUGAGGCAGCUCAGCGAUACAAUGAGCUUUCCUUCAAGACCAUCAUAGCCGAGGAGGAGAGAAUGCAGGCCCUGAAGCAUGCACUGCACUGCACGAUACUAGCGUCAGCAGGCCAGCAGAGGUCCCGUAUGCUGGCCACUCUCUUCAAGGACGAACGAUGCCAACAGUUGCCGUCCUACGGCAUCUUAGAGAAGAUGUACUUGGACCGUAUCAUCCGAGGCAACCAGCUCCAAGAGUUCGCUGCCCUCCUUCAACCCCAUCAGAAAGCCACAACCGCGGACGGUUCAAGUAUUUUGGACAGGGCCGUCAUUGAGCACAAUCUUCUGUCUGCCAGUAAGCUGUACAACAACAUCACAUUUGAAGAACUCGGGUCGCUCCUAGAAAUACCACCGGCAAAGGCGGAGAAGAUUGCAUCUCAGAUGAUCUCGGAGGGUCGCAUGAAUGGCAGUAUCGACCAGAUUGACAGUAUCGUACAUUUUGAAUCUCGUGAAACUCUACCGCAGUGGGACAAACAGAUCCAGAACCUCUGUCUCCAAGUCAAUACGAUCAUCGAGAAGAUUAACCAGCAUGCACCGGACUGGAUUGCCAGCGUCUCCGAAACACAGAUGUCCUGAUGACUCCAAAUCGAGGAAAUGUCACGUCAUCCGUGACUGAAUAAACUGUAGCAUACAUGGACUCUUACUCAAUGCUCAAGUCCAUCACAAGUCCUCACACUUACACCGGGGUGUACAUAGGUUGCCUGUAGAUUUUGUCCUCACACUUACACCGGGGUGUACACAGGUCGCCUGUAGAUUUUGUCCUCACACUUACACCGGGGUGUACAUAGGUUGCCUGUAGAUUUUGUCCUCACACUUACACCGGGGUGUACAUAGGUUGCCUGUAGAUUUUGUCCUCACACUUACACCGGGGUGUACAUAGGUUGCCUGUAGAUUUUGUCCUCACACUUACACCGGGGUGUACAUAGGUUGCCUGUAGAUUUUGUCCUCACACUUACACCGGGGUGUACAUAGGUUGCCUGUAGAUUUUGUCCUCACACUUACACCGGGGUGUACAUAGGUUGCCUGUAGAUUUUGUCCUCACACUUACACCGGGGUGUACAUAGGUCGCCUGUAGAUUUUGUCCUCACACUUACACCAGGGCGUACAUAGGUCGCCUGUAGAUUUUGUCCUCACACUUACACCAGGGUGUACACAGGUCGGCUGUAGAUUUUGGAUUUUCUACCCGGGGUAGAGCCUUUUAAUCCUGGUCCUGACCAGGGUAGGAUUUUACCCAGGUAGAGCGCUGGACCCGUGUAGAAGCCGUGUUGGAUUCUUGCUAUUAUAAGAUGGAAUUUUGCGUCGGGGUGAUAUAAAUCAAAUUAGGUUUUGCCCUUCACCGACGUUUGAACACUGUAUACUCUUGCUAGUGUGUAUAUACACUGUAUACUCUUGCUAGUGUGAAACAAGUUCCUGAAAUCUCUGUGUUGGACUCAGGUCCAACGCAGAGAUUUUUCGAUAGUGUGAAAGGCCUUUUUGUAAUACCACCAUAGAGCUAUAUUAAAUUACUAGAGCGCUAACUCCUCAUUCUUGCGCGCGGAGACGCUCUGAAGCCG